Molecule: messenger RNA, 1963 nt
Organism: Physella acuta
Lineage: Eukaryota; Metazoa; Mollusca; Gastropoda; Physidae
Product: deoxynucleoside triphosphate triphosphohydrolase SAMHD1-like
Biological process (GO): dGTP catabolic process
Cellular component (GO): nucleus
Molecular function (GO): dGTPase activity
Source: RefSeq, a predicted model, not a curated record
GAUCCUUGUGACACGGUGUCAAGGCUUAUCGAUAACGAUCACAGCAAACAUUGAAAGGCUAGCAGAUCGAUUUGUUGAGGUUAUGUCUAGGAAGUUUUUCUUGUUUUAUUGAUAGACAUUACAGCCAGGUUGUGUAGGAAAGCAAAAGCAGAUGGAUGAUUCUACUCAUGAAAAGAGUUUGGAUAACUCUGCAGAUCAAGUAGACCUACACACAAGUACGCCUGAUCGGAAGGAGCCCAAUGACGCACAAAAAGAAGCCCCAAAUAGCCCUUCAAACGUUGAACUGGAUUUUAAAUUCCCAAAACCAGAAGCAAUACUAAAGAAAAACAUUACAAUUGGAAAAUACCUCAACGAAGUUAAGGUCAAGAGAACUGAGAUCUCAUUUAAAGAUAUAGAUUUGAAGGUGUACAACGACCCAGUCCACGGACACAUUCAGACCAACAAGGCAUGUCAGGCCAUAGUGGACACGCCCCAGUUCCAGAGGCUGCGGUUCUUAAGAAAACUUGGCAUGGUCUACUUCGUCUUUCCUGGGGCAGCACAUAACCGAUUUGAGCACUCAUUGGGGACUUGCCAUCUUGCUGGUAUGUUUGUACGGGCUCUACAAUCCAACCAGCCGUUUCUUGGUAUAACAGAGAGGGACAUUCUGUGUGUUGAGAUAGCUGCUUUAUGUCAUGAUCUGGGUCACGGAAUACUCUCUGACUUUUACCUUCAACAGUUCAUGCCGAAAUACAGACAAAACAAGUCACCAAUUAAGCGUGAGAAACUAUCGGUGAAAAUGUUUGAGGCUCUGUUGGAGGAAAACGGCUUGUACACCAAAGAAGGGGGAGGGCGGCUCAGAGAUGAUUUUGGUCUAGACAAUGAUGACAUUGAGUUUAUAAAAGAACAGAUUUUGGGUGAAGAAAAGUAUAAGGAUGGGACGUGGAUCUUAAAAGGGCGUGGGAAGGAGAAAGAAUACUUAUACGAGAUAGUUUCCAAUAAACGAACUGGCAUUGACGUUGAUGAGUUCGACUGUCUCGCUCGAGACUGUCACCACAUCGGCAUCAAGAACAACUUUGACUAUGCUCGUUACAUCAAGUUCGCCAGGGUGAUCGAAGUUGAUGGAAAGAUGCAGAUUUGUAUUCGUCACAAAGAAUCCACCAACCUGUACAACAUGUUCUACACCAAAUACACUUUACACAGAUCAGCGUAUCAGCACAAAGUGAAGUGUGCAAUCGAAGCCAUGGUGAACAAUGCCCUGGACAAAGCAAACCCACACAUGAAUCUGUCUAAAUGGCACAAGGACACCAAAGAAUUUUUAAAACUGACGGACAAUGUCCUCUUCGAGAUACUGUACAGCAACGAGGAGAACCUAAAAGAGUCCAAGAAGUUAAUUGAAAGAAUAUUCAGUCGAGAACUGUAUGUGACGGCAUACGAAAGCAGGCUGAUGUCUCCGGAAGCUUUGGAACAUUAUGGUGGAGGAAACGAUGAAAGCAUUAGCCAAAAAAUUCUGCAAUUGGCCAAAGAAAUAGGGGUACCGCUAUCCAAUGAGGAUUUUAUUGUAGACGUUGCUCGUAUUAACUUUGGCAUGAACAACAGCAAUCCCCUGGCGAAGCUUAUGGUGUAUAGAAAGAAUGACGUUGACGCAGCUUCACCACUGAACCCAGAAGAGUUGAGCCAAAUCUUAGCUCCAAGUAAAUUUAAAGAAAUCAUUGUCAGAGUUUACAGCACAAAAUCGGAUAAAGAUGAAUCGAUCAGGAAAGUUUGUGAGAAAAUGUUCAAUGUAAAUGUACAAUCCAGUGGUCAUCUUGAGGAUCAAUGCAGCCCACAACAACCGUUUUGUGUGGUCAAGGAUGUGUUACAUUCUGUAGUUAGUAUUAAACUGGGCUGAGUUUCAUACAGAAAUACGAAAAAGGAGCAUACACAAUUCUGAGUUUAUAUCUCAACGUUUAAAAAGUAUAUUUUAUAAUUGCAAAGACAAAACUUA